AUGUCUUCACCACAGCAGCGAUUGGCGUCGGUCGCAAACCAGUUGUCGCCUUCGGGCACUUCUGCAGCUAAGCAGAAAAUCCUCUCCAAGAACCCCGAUGAUGUGGUGAUCACCUAUCUUGCGCGCACGCCGCUCACCAAGGCCCGCAAGGGUGGAUUCAAGGAUACAACCGUCGACAACCUUCUGAUAUCCCUUCUCACUACCGUGCGGGAGAAGUCCAAGAUUGACCCCAACCUCGUCGAAGAUGUCUGCGUCGGCAACUGCCUCGCUCAGGGCGCCGCAUAUAUCGCCCGCUCCUCCGUUCUCGCUGCUGGAUUCCCCGUGACAACCGCCGCAUCUAUUACUAACCGGUUUUGCUCCUCCGGCCUGCUGGCUGUGCAAAACAUCGCGAAUCAAAUCAUCGCCGGAUCAAUCGAUGUCGGUAUCGCGGUUGGCGCGGAGAGCAUGAGCUCCAAUGCCGACGGCGGAGCUCCUGAGAUGGCGGAGCGUAUUAACAACCACCCGAUCGCGUCGCAGAACUACUGGCCCAUGGGUCGGACGUCGGAGAAUGUGGCGGAGCAAUUCAAUAUCUCACGCGAGCAGCACGACAAGUUUGCCGCGGGUAGUUACCAAAAGGCGGAGCGCGCGCAAAAGGCGGGUUGGUUCGAGGAUGAGAUCGUUCCUAUCAAGACUCAGAUCAAGGAUCCUAAGACUGGGGAGGUCAAGGAUAUCGUGGUUGAUCGCGAUGAUGGCAUUCGCUAUGGUACCACCGCAGAGGGACUGGGCAAGAUUCGUUCUGCUUUCCCUCAGUGGUCGCCCAGCGCCACUACUGGUGGAAAUGCCAGCCAGAUCACCGACGGUGCGGCUGCGCUUGUUCUGAUGAAGCGGUCGAAGGCCCAGGCGCUCGGGCAGCCCAUUGUUGGAAAGUUCUGCGGGGCGACUGUUGCUGGACUCGAGCCUAGAAUCAUGGGUAUUGGCCCCUCUCUGGCGAUUCCCAAGAUCUUGAACAAAUUCGGCUUGAACAAGGAUGAGAUUGAUAUCUUUGAGAUCAACGAGGCAUUUGCCUCUAUGGGUGUUUACUGUGUCAACAAACUGGGCUUGGACGAGGCCAAGGUCAAUCCUCGUGGAGGUGCUAUUGCUUUUGGUCACCCGCUGGGUGCUACUGGAGCCCGACAGGUGGUCACUGCUUUGGCAGAGUUGCGUCGCCAAGACAAGCGCGUUGCCGUGACUUCGAUGUGUGUGGGAACUGGCAUGGGUAUGGCCGGUAUCUUCGUCUCUGAGCAUUAG
This is a messenger RNA of Penicillium maclennaniae, 1266 nucleotides long. Its product is annotated as putative peroxisomal 3-ketoacyl-coA thiolase (Kat1). Lineage: Eukaryota; Fungi; Ascomycota; Eurotiomycetes; Eurotiales; Aspergillaceae. The coding region runs from base 1 to 1266 and encodes 421 amino acids. The transcript has 6 exons. Gene Ontology annotation, biological process: phenylacetate catabolic process; fatty acid beta-oxidation. Gene Ontology annotation, molecular function: acetyl-CoA C-acyltransferase activity. Gene Ontology annotation, cellular component: peroxisome. The record is from RefSeq and is a predicted model, not a curated record.